Messenger RNA from Heterotrigona itama, 545 nucleotides. Lineage: Eukaryota; Metazoa; Arthropoda; Insecta; Hymenoptera; Apidae. The record is from the annotation of a GenBank genome assembly.
AUGCGAGAAAGAUUAUUAGUACCGGUAUCAAGACGAUACAGGCGGACCAAGCAGCCACUUUCGAAAAGUCAUAGAACUUCACCCAACAAAGUAUUGCGAUUUCCAAUAAAAAUAAUAAAAGUCCUAGCAGAGUGGAAAAUGCCCAUGCCACUUCGAUGUACCAGUGUAGACGCUCGUGUGGAGAUUCGUGUACUAAGCUUAUACUAUGCAGAUUGCACACAGCUUCAAUGUUCGGCAAAAUACAUGUCGAUAUCAUUAAGGCUAGCAUGUGAACAGCAACCAGCAAUGUAGUACAUAUGGCGAAGGCGAUUAGCAUUUCUGAAGGUACUUUUGUAUCAGAGUUCAACUGUACUUCUACCAUAGCUACCUGCAAAAAAAAAAAAUUUAUUUAUUAAUACACACUAACAUAAGGUAUUUGAUAAAUGAAUUUAUAGUUUAAAUAAUUAAAUUAAAUUGUUAUAAUCCACUGUUACGUACAAUCGUCAUUUUUUAAAUAAUAAUUUUAUAAUAUUUUUAUAUGGAGAAUCGACUCGAGAAUCUUUUAA